This is a messenger RNA of Mangifera indica (mango), 915 nucleotides long. Its product is annotated as MYB-like transcription factor 4. The transcript has 3 exons. The record is from RefSeq and is a predicted model, not a curated record. The coding region runs from base 1 to 915 and encodes 304 amino acids. Lineage: Eukaryota; Viridiplantae; Streptophyta; Magnoliopsida; Sapindales; Anacardiaceae.
AUGGGUCACAGGUGCUGCAGUAAACAGAAAGUGAAGAAGGGAUUGUGGUCUCCUGAAGAAGACGAGAAGCUCCUUAAACACAUCACUACUCAUGGCCAUGGCAGCUGGAGUUCUGUUCCAAAACUGGCUGGUUUGCAAAGGUGUGGAAAGAGUUGCAGGUUGAGAUGGAUAAACUAUCUGAGACCAGACCUGAGGAGAGGCUCCUUUACUGGGGAAGAAGAACAGAUAAUCAUUGACUGCCACAGAAUUUUAGGCAACAGAUGGGCUCAGAUUGCUAAGCAUUUGCCAGGAAGAACUGACAAUGAAGUCAAGAAUUACUGGAAUUCUUGCAUUAAAUUGAUCUCACAAGGUUUAGACCCAAAGACUCACAAUUUGAUCCCUUCUCAUCAAAGAGCUUCUAAAAAGCUUACAUGCAACAUCUCACAAGCCUUCUUCGAUCAAGCCAUUCCUGUUUUCACUAUGAAUAAUGGACAAAUGACACCAAUUAAUAAUAAUAAACACAUGGAGAGUCCACCUCCAGUUCUCACAUUACCUUCACCUUCACCUCCUCUUCAAAAUGCUCACCAAUAUUCUCCAUUAAUGGCCUCAACAAUUUUACCAACACCGACCUCUCAAUAUCAAAUGCAAAACCCUAAUUUUUGGACAGCAAAUUGUGGUCAAAAUUCCCAUGACUCCAUUACUACUACUGCUACUACUACUUUCCCUAGUGUCUCCUCCAUUGAGAGUCGACCCAUUUCUUCUUCCUCAACUUCUUCAGUGAACCCAUCAGGGUUUGGUCUCCUAGAUGAGAGUUAUUCCAUUUGGGGCACCGAUACAAUGGUUGAACCGUAUAGAGUAUCAAGCCUGGAAGGACUGAAACUUCAAGACAAGAAGUUAAAGAGAAGGAGAAAAGCAACUAUAAAAUCUAUGAAGUAA